Enterobius vermicularis (human pinworm) is the source of this 2124-nucleotide messenger RNA. The record is from the annotation of a GenBank genome assembly. Lineage: Eukaryota; Metazoa; Nematoda; Chromadorea; Rhabditida; Oxyuridae.
AUGGCUUCUACUGAGCUGUCUAAACAAGAUCGGGAAACGAAACCUCAGAUUAAAAUCGGACACUAUAUAUUACAGCAAACACUUGGGGUUGGUACGUUUGGGAAAGUUAAAGUUGGCAUUCAUGAGGCCACUAGUUACAAAGUUGCUGUAAAAAUCUUAAAUCGCCAGAAAAUUAAAUCUUUGGAUGUUGUCGGUAAAAUCAGACGAGAAAUACAAAACCUCUCCCUGUUUCGACAUCCCCACAUUAUACGCUUAUACCAAGUUAUCAGUACGCCAACGGAUAUUUUCAUGAUCAUGGAGUACGUAUCUGGUGGUGAGCUGUUUGACUACAUCGUCAAUCAUGGGAGGUUAAAGACAGCGGAAGCCCGGAGAUUCUUCCAGCAGAUCAUCUCGGGUGUUGAUUACUGUCACCGACAUAUGGUUGUUCAUAGGGAUUUGAAGCCUGAAAAUUUAUUACUUGAUGAUAAGAAUAAUGUUAAGAUAGCAGAUUUUGGGUUAUCUAAUAUAAUGACAGAUGGUGAUUUUUUACGUACCAGUUGUGGUAGUCCUAAUUAUGCAGCACCAGAAGUGAUUUCUGGCAAGCUUUAUGCCGGACCUGAAGUUGAUGUUUGGUCUUGUGGCGUAAUUUUAUAUGCCCUUUUAUGUGGUACACUGCCUUUUGAUGAUGAACAUGUUCCAACUUUAUUCAGGAAAAUUAAAUCUGGCAUAUUUCCCAUUCCGGAUUAUCUUGAGAAAUCGUUGGUUAAUUUGUUACUUCAUAUGCUUCAAGUUGACCCAAUGAAAAGGGCAACCAUCAAAGACGUAAUUCAGCACGAAUGGUUCCAAAAAAACUUACCUGCUUAUUUAUUUCCGCCUAUCAAUGAAAGUGAAGCAUCAAUUGUCGACAUCGAGGCUGUCAAAGAAGUCACCCGGAGAUAUGGAGUAAUGGAAGAAGACGUGACGCACGCUUUAUUAGGUGAUGAUCCCCAUCACCAUUUGAGUAUCGCGUAUAAUCUUAUUGUUGACAACAAGCGAAUUGCGGAUGAAAUUGGAGUGGCUGCUGAUUAUCAGUUAUCGGUUUCGGCAGUUUCAAAUACUUCACUGUCAUCCGAUGAACUACAUAACAUUGGACAGGUUUCUGAAGAGACAUCUGUUUUCAAUGUGGACCGCCACUGCAAAAUUUUGGAUGGCAGUAGUGGUUCAGGUGGUUCGAUGGUUGCUGCACUGCCAUUGGACACAGUAGCUGUGCGUUUAAGACCUUCAUCUCUUCAAAGGGCUUGUCCGCACCGUGUAACUAUACCAGCUGGAUCAUAUUGUCAUCCGGAUUGUGAUAAAUGCCCUAGUUGGGGGGCAAAAGAGUGCAUUUUUAGUCGUCGACAAACUAGUCUUGCCUAUUGCGAUCUUUGCCCAGAGUAUGGCAAACCUGGUUGCAUCUUUGGCACACCUGUGAAGGAGAAGAAUUUCAACCCUCAGAUCAAAGCAAACUCUGCGAAGCUUUCUAUUGAAGAGUUUUAUCAAGUUUCCCCCGCUGGAAAACCGCAGGGAGGUGGUGACUUCACGCACAGACAUCCUGAGAGAAUCACAGCAACUAACAAGAUCACACCAAAUUUGGAGACUGUCGGGACUAAUGCUGGUGGUUCACAGCAAAACACUUCUGCGCUUGCUGGUCAGCCAAAUGUUACCACAACGCCGUUGGGCCAGAAAUCGCCACAUGUGAAACGCGCAAAAUGGCAUUUGGGAAUUCGCAGUCAGAGUCGUCCUGGUUCACAUUUUAAUCUUAUUGGCUCUGUUAAUGAACGAGAGGAUAUAAUGUACGAAGUUUUUCGUGCCAUGAAAACAUUAGAUUUUGAGUGGAAGGUUCUAAAUCCUUAUCACGUAAUUGUUCGCAGAAGACCAGGAAACUCGAAUAAUGAUCCGCCAAAAAUGAGCCUACAGUUAUAUCAGGUUGAUUCCAAGAGUUACUUGCUUGAUUUUAAGAGUCUUGUUGACGAAGAUUUGGGAAGUAGUACAUCGUCAUCGAGACAUGCAUCAGUUUCGAUGCCUGUGGAUCAAACACCGCCUCCUUCGCCAACUUCUUCUAAACAGUCACAAACUAUGCAGUUUUUCGAAAUGUGUGCUUCAUUGAUUGGAACUCUGGCACGUUAA